This is a messenger RNA of Nelumbo nucifera (sacred lotus), 1522 nucleotides long. It is a transcript of the gene KOM, whose product is annotated as Rhomboid-related intramembrane serine protease family protein. The record is from RefSeq and is a predicted model, not a curated record. Gene Ontology annotation, cellular component: membrane. Gene Ontology annotation, molecular function: serine-type endopeptidase activity. Gene Ontology annotation, biological process: proteolysis. NCBI's taxonomy places the organism in Eukaryota, Viridiplantae, Streptophyta, Magnoliopsida, Proteales, Nelumbonaceae.
UCGCAGUCGCUUCAGUUUCUUUGCGGGAAAAUCAACUCCGUCUGUCUCAUCUCGUCUCCCUGCUUCUCUUCUCCUCUUGACGGAGGAGAGAGAAAGAAAAAAUAGAGGAGACAAAGCUAAUCGCCAUCUCUGAAAAACCUACUUGCUUUUUCUUGUGAAUUCGAUGGCAGAGACCUUCAAAGACUACUCACACAUCGAAAUCAAGUCUCAAGAACCAGCGGCCGAUGAAUCCCUGCAAGAGCAGAAGAUUCGAUUUUUUGGUUCCCGCUCCCGGGGGAAGGAGAACACCUGGGUCAUUUCCUUCUUUGUGGUGCUCCAUGUAGUUGCCUUCGCUGCGACCAUGUUCAUCAACAAUUGCUCGACGAAUUCACAUGGCGACUGUGCUCUGAGAACCCUCGGCAGGCUUUCUUUCCAACCUCUUAAAGAAAAUCCAUUCCUUGGACCUUCUUCCUCAACGAUGUAUGAAAUGGGGGCUCUUCGGCGAACAUUUGUGAUUCAACAGCACCAAAUAUGGCGCCUUGUGACAUGCUUAUGGCUGCAUGCAGGAUUCAUCCAUCUUAUCAUUAACCUGUCAUGUGUUAUUUUGAUAGGCAUUCGCUUAGAGCAAAUGUUUGGCCCAUUUAGGAUUGGGAUAAUCUACAUGCUAUCUGCUUUCCUUGGUGGUUUGGUAUCAGCACUUUUUGUCCAGAAUGGCCCAGCCAUUGGCUCUUCAGGUGCUCUGUUUGGAUUGCUUGGUGCUAUGCUUUCUGGGCUUAUCAUGAACUGGAAAAUUUACAUUGAUAAGUUUGCAGUAUUGUUGUCACUUUUUCUCGUUGCAACCAUCAAUUUUUCUCUUGGUCUGUUACCUUAUGUGGACAAUUUUUCAAAUAUUGGAGGCUUCCAAGCGGGAUUUCUUCUUGGUUUUGUGCUCCUAUUCAAUCCUCAGCUAAGACAAAUGGCUCAAAAUAAAAAAGGUCUAUUUGAAUAUGAUGUAAAAAAUUCUGUGAAGCUCAAGCACAAGCUGGACAAGCCAGCGAUCAGAUGUAUUUCAUUAGUUCUGUUUGUUCUUAUUUUCACAGGAUGUCUUGUAGCAGUUCUUCAUGGUGUCAAUGCAAACAAAUACUGCAGUUGGUGUCACUAUGUUAAUUGUGUCCCCUUCAAAGGGUGGAUCUGCAAUGAGGAAGCAAUGCAAUGCGAGGUGCUAGUAAAUGGGGGGCGAUUAACACUAACCUGCGAAAGCAAUGGCAACUUCCACAUUUACCCUUUCACUAACAUCUCGCAAGCAAGGAUUGAAGACUUGUGCAGUCUGAUAUGUUCCUAGGCUUGUACACUUGAUGGUGAUAUCAUUUGGAUACAGGAAGUAAUACAGGCUGAAAUUCAUACAUCUAUUGACAACUCAAAAGCAAGUAUGAGGACUUGUGCAAUUUGAUAUUGUCCUUUGAUUGUAUGCUUGGUGAAGCAUUGUUUUUGAUAAAGCAAACUGUUUAGAUUGAACACGUUUACACACAUCCUGCAAGCAGGAAUUAGGGUUUUUUUUUUUUUG